UACCCUUCUCCAUACACUAAUCGCAUUCACUUAAAAUCUCUCUUGUUCGUGAUUUCCCCAAUUCCUCUUUCAAUUCAUCUCUCAAAUCCUUCAAUGGACCUAAUUUCGGGUCUUCCUGACGACAUCGCACUCGACUGUUUGAGUCGGGUUUCGUAUCAGCAGUUCCCGGCGGUCGCCUCUGUUUGCAAGGCCUGGAAGAACGAGAUUCAGACGCCGGAGUUUCGCCGUCGGAGGAAGAGCGCAGGGCAUGUCCAGAAUAUCGUCGUUAUGGUUCAGGCACGACUUGACUCGGAGAAAUCCGUCUCUGGGGCGAUAAAGGGGUCGAUGAAUAUGAACCCGGUUUACCGCCUUACAGUUUGUGAGCCGGAGACCGGUCUCUGGAGCGAGAUGCCUCCGAUUCCAGGUUUGUCAGGCGGGUUACCUAUGUUCUGCCAGAUUGCGGGUGUCGGGUUGGAUCUGGUUGUGAUGGGCGGGUGGGACCCCAGUUCCUGGAAGGCGUCCAAUUCGGUGUUUGUCUAUAACUUCAUUUCGGCGACAUGGCGCCGUGGGGCCGACAUGCCUGGUGGUCCCAGGACGUUCUUCGGCUGCGCGUCGGAUGAGCGCCGCUUCGUUUACGUCGCCGGCGGGCACAACGAGGACAAGAACGCUCUGAGGUCGGCGUUCGCGUAUGACGUGGCAAGCGACGAGUGGGUCCCAGUGCCUGACAUGGCAAGAGAGCGGGACGAGUGCAAGGCCAUCUUCCACAACGGCAAGUUCAGAGUCAUCGGAGGGUACUGCACGGAGAUGCAAGGCAGGUUCGAGAGGAGCGCUGAGGCGUUCGACGUCGCCACGCGGAGGUGGGACCCUGUGGAGGAGGAGUUCCUAUAUGCUGCCACGUGUCCGAGGACAUGCGUGGACAGCGGAGACGACGAGGAGAAAGUGUACAUGUGCGGUACCGGCGGGGAGGUGAUGGCCCUCCAGGGAGGCACGUGGCGGUCGGUUGCCAAGUUGGGAGACGAGACCCGCCACGUCGCGUACGUGAGGACGUGGAACGGUAAGAUGUUGCUGAUAGGAUCAAGAGCAUACAGUGAACCGCACGUGGGAAUUAUAUUGGAUCUGGAAACCGGUCACCAGAGAAAAUUGGAAAUCCCGCGGAACUACACAGGCCACGUUCAGUCCGGUUGUCUUCUAGAAAUUUAAGAGAUAGAGGUGUUGUCUAAAUUUUUAUAGUCAGAUUAUGUGAAUACGCAAGAUUUUGUUUUGUUUUUGUUUUCUCUUCGGCAUUAAUUCGUUGCAAGUGAUGCGUCCAAUACGACACCUUCCUGUUAUAUGAAGUACAGAGCAGGCAUUGUAAAAUUUUAAAUUAUUAUUAUUUUUUUAAAAAAUUUAACUUUAAACUUA
Molecule: messenger RNA, 1380 nt
Organism: Prosopis cineraria
Lineage: Eukaryota; Viridiplantae; Streptophyta; Magnoliopsida; Fabales; Fabaceae
Product: F-box/kelch-repeat protein At1g80440
Exons: 1
Coding region: 94-1179 (361 amino acids)
Biological process (GO): regulation of phenylpropanoid metabolic process; negative regulation of cytokinin-activated signaling pathway
Molecular function (GO): protein binding
Source: RefSeq, a predicted model, not a curated record